AUGGCUUCAUCUUCACCACCUUUUAUUAUCAAUGAUUUGCUUUGUUAUUUGCUUCAAAAUUUUGCAGAUUUUCAUGAAAUUGUUAAUAGUUAUUCUCUUGUUUGCAAGCAGUGGAGAAGUGUGAGUGAUUUGGCAAUUUCUUUGAUAAACUAUCCGAUAGAAUUAGAAAGUGGUAACUUGAGAAGAAUAUUUAGUGAUAGGGAAAUUUAUGAGAGAGAACAUGUUCCCCUCCUCAGUAGUAUUAAAUUUGUGAAAAUUAAUUCUCUCUUUGCCAAGCAAGAUGUUCAUAAAUUUGCCACUUGUCAAUGUUUUUCAAAGGUAAAAGAAAUUGAUGUGACAUGCUAUUCGAUUAAUUAUCUUCAAUCAUUUAUCAAAAUAUUCAAGAAUGUACAAGAAAUUUCACUCGUCCUAAGAGAUAAAUUUGAUGAGAAUUAUUUAAAGAUUACUAAAUUUCCUGAAAUGGAAAAGGUGAAAUCUUUAGAGUUGGAAUAUAGUGGUUCUGCUGAUGAUACUUCAAAUCAGUUAAUGUGUGAAAUUUCCAAAUGUAAAUACUUUUCCAAUCUGAAAAAAUUGAUAUGGCUGGGAAGUGUUAUCAAUUCGGAUGGAAUGGAAGCAUUGUGUAAAAGUGCAUUCAUUACCAAGUUAGAAACUCUUCAUAUCAUUGACGACAUUGGUUCUGCUGGGGAUGAGGAUAUUAAAUUGAUGGCUAACUCUGAAAAUUUUCAACAUUUAACUGAUUUGAAUUUGCUUGAGAAUGGUGGGAAAUUCUCCUCUGAAGCUUUGAAACAUUUAGGUAAUGGAAAGUAUAUCAAAAACUUGACCAGUUUAGAAAUUGGCGAGUUCAAACACUUUAUUGAAAGCCCCAGUUUUAGGAAAUUGAAACGUUUUUGCUGUGCACAUAACUUGAAUAGUGUUGCACUUACGUUGAGUCAAUCAGAAUACUUAGAAGAAUUAGAAGAUAUUCAGAAUAUCUUUUACCUUAACAUGUUUAUGAAGUCUGAUGGGUUAAAAGCUCUUUCAAUGAGUAAUAGUAUUAGAAAUCUGAGCAGAUUGUGCUUGAAUUUGAGGAGCCUAUCAGAGAACGAGGAGUGCUCUCAACAUCUCAUGAGCUCUAAUUUUAGUAACGUUAGAGGUCUGUAUGGAAGAUUUGAGACCAACCUUUUAAAAUCAAUUGCUUUUUCAUCAGCAAUUAGGGGUUUAGAAACUAUAGACUGCGUAGCGUGUGAUGUUAAAGAUGAUUUCUUUAAGCUGUUAUCUCACCCAAAGUUUUGCAGAUUGAAAAAACUUGUUUUACAAUCAGAAACUACAAAGAUCGACUUUUCUGAAUUGAAAGAUUGUUCUUUUCUAGUUCACAUUCAACGUUUGGAAUUGAACGAUAUUCAGAUGGGAAAAGAAGGAUUGGAAGUGUUAUUUUCUGGAAAUAAUUCUAAAUCAUUGAAAUAUCUAUCUUUUUUAAACUGUAAAUUGAAACCUAUAGAUUUGAAUAUCAUCUCACUGAGUGAAAAUCUCAAUUCUCUUGAAGAAAUGGUUAUAGAAAAUAAUAUUACUUCGGAAGAAGGUACAGGAAUAUCUAAUCUUUUUGAAAGCUCUAAUUUAAUCAACUUGAAAUCUCUCACUUUGAAAAGAGUUGGUUUGAUAGAUUCUGAUUUGAAACUCCUAGCCAAUAGCUCACUAGGAAGAAAGCUUAGGAACCUGAUAAUUAUCGAUGAAGAUAAAAUAUCACAUAUAGGUCUGUAUUGGGUGAUGGAAAAAUUAACAAAACUGAAAUCUCUCAAAUUGGAACCGAACAAUUUUAACGAAUAUUCAGAAGCAAAGAUUUUGAACUUUCUGUCAAGUUUUCAUAAUUUGAAUGAAAUUUAUGUGGGAUAUACUGGACGUCACCAUUCUCUCAAGGAAACUGUAGAAUCAAUGGGAAUCUUUUACCAUAAAGAUGGGUUUAAAUCAACAGGAGUUAAUUGA
Messenger RNA from Naegleria gruberi, 1959 nucleotides. RefSeq lists its product as uncharacterized. NCBI's taxonomy places the organism in Eukaryota, Heterolobosea, Eutetramitea, Acrasida, Naegleriidae. The transcript has a single exon. The record is from RefSeq and is a predicted model, not a curated record. The coding region runs from base 1 to 1959 and encodes 652 amino acids.